AUGCCCAACAGCAGCUCCAUGGCCCAGUUCCUCCUGCUGGCAUUGGUAGACUGGCGGGAGCUGCAACUCCUGCACUUCUGACUCUUCCUGGGCGUCUCCCUGGUUACCCUCCUGGACAACAGCUUCAUCCUCAGAGCCGUAACCUGUGACCACCACCUGCACGCCCCCAGGGACUUCUUCCUGCUCUACCUCUCCCUCACAGACCUGGGCUGCACCUGCACCACUGUCCCCAAAGCCAUGAACAACUCCCUCUGGGACACCAGGGACAUCUCCUACACAGGAUGUACUGCACAGACCUUUUUCUUUGUAUUUUUCAUCUCAGCAGUGUAUUUCCUCCUCAUCAUCAAGUGCUACGACCGCUACAUUGCCAUCUGCAAACCCCUGCACUAUGGGACCCUCCUGGGCAACAGGGUUUGUGCCCACAUGGCAGCAGCUGCCUGGGCCACUGCGUUUCUCAAUGCUCUGAUGCACACAGCCAAUACAUUUUCCCUGCCCCUGUGCCAGGGCAAUGCCCUGGACCAGUUCUUCUGUGAAAUCCCCCACAUCCUCCAGCUCUCCUGCUCACACUCGGGCUACCUCAGGGAUCUUGGGCUUCUUGGGGUUAGUGCCUGUUUAGUGUUUGCUUGGUUUUUUUUCUUUGUUUUCUCCUAUGUGCAGAUCUUCACGACUGUGCUGAGGAUCCCCUCUGAGCAGGGACAGCACAAAGUGUUUUCCACGUGCCUCCCUCACCUGACUGUGGUCUCCCUGUUUAUCAGCACUGCAGUAUUUGCCUUCCUGAAGCCCCCCUCCAUCUUCUCCCCUUCCCUGGAUUUGGCACUAUCAGUUCUGUACUCAAUGGUGCCUCCAGCUGUCAUCAUCCACCUGACUGCCCCACCUCCCUGA
Messenger RNA from Myiozetetes cayanensis, 882 nucleotides. Its product is annotated as olfactory receptor 14J1-like. The record is from RefSeq and is a predicted model, not a curated record. Gene Ontology annotation, cellular component: membrane. Gene Ontology annotation, biological process: G protein-coupled receptor signaling pathway. Gene Ontology annotation, molecular function: olfactory receptor activity. The transcript is spliced from 2 exons. NCBI's taxonomy places the organism in Eukaryota, Metazoa, Chordata, Aves, Passeriformes, Tyrannidae.